UUUAAAGUGGACGAUUAAAUCUGAUUCUGAAGUGAACGACAUAUGAAAUGUCAUGUGACCGAAGAGGAAUGCAUCGCACUGAGCACUGCAACAACACGGUCCAAUCGGCCGAUGUGGUUCGAGUGAUUCAGGAAGAUGACAGCGAGAGUACGCCUUUAUUGAGGAAUGGCCCCAGGACUGAGGCCGCUCCGGGGGCAUCUUUCGGUUCCUCUGUCUUCAACCUGAUGAAUGCCAUCAUGGGCAGUGGCAUCCUGGGUCUGGCCUACGCCAUGGCUCACACGGGGAUCCUGGGCUUCUGUAUCUUGCUGGUGCUUGUCUCCAGUCUGGCUUCCUACUCCAUUCACCUGCUCCUUAAGAUGUGUGACCAGACACGUCUCACCUCCUAUGAAGAUCUCGGGUUCUGUGCCUUCCAGAAACCAGGCAGAGUUCUGGUUGCAGCCACGAUUCUGAUCCAGAAUGUUGGCGCCAUGUCCUCCUACCUGUUCAUCAUUAAAUCUGAAGUUCCUGCUGCCGUCACCAGCUUCCUGACCCCGGGGACCUCUGAUCAUGCCUGGUACCUGGAUGGGAGGGUCCUGCUGAUCUUGGUCACCCUGUUUGUGGUGCUUCCUCUAGCCUUGCUGCCGAAAAUUGGAUUCCUGGGCUACACCAGCGGCCUGGCCUUCUUCCUCAUGGUCUUCUUCGCCAUUGUGGUUGUAAUAAAGAAAUGGAGCAUCCCCUGUCCCUUCCCUGGGAAUGAGACUCUAAGCUCUUCACAGUUCUCAAAUUCCUCUGCCUCCGACUGUGUACCCAAACUCUUCGUCAUCUCCAGUAAGAGUGCUUAUGCAGUGCCAACCCUGGCCUUCUCCUUCCUCUGCCACACCGCAGUCCUGCCCAUCUACUCUGAGCUGCGCAGGCCCACCAAGAAGAGGAUGCAGAACGUAGCCAACGUAGGGAUCUCCCUGAGCCUCCUCGUCUACCUGAUCUCCUCCCUGUUUGGUUACCUCACUUUUUACGAGCACGUGGAGUCUGAGCUUCUGCUGGGCUACAACGCCUUCCUGCCGCGCGACGCGCUGAUCAUGUCCGUGCGCCUGGGAAUCCUGCUAGCCGUGCUGCUAACCGUACCUCUCAUCCACUUCCCCACCCGAAAGGCACUGAGGAUGCUGGUCCUGGGCGAGCAGGCCUUCUCAUGGCUCAGCCACGUCUUACUGACCAUCCUGCUGCUGGUGCUGGUUCUGCUGUUGGCCAUCUUUGUUCCGGACAUCAGGAACGUGUUCGGGGUGGUGGGCUCCACCACAUCCACGUGUCUGCUGUUCGUGUACCCCGGCCUCUUAUACCUCCGGAUCAGCACCGAGCCGCUCAAGUCCCUGCAGUCCAUAGGUGCUCUCCUCCUGGUCAUUGUUGGAACGCUGGUGGGCGUGCUCAGCUUCUCCAUCAUCGUCGUCACCUGGGCCCUAAACCCCUAAGUGGGCGGAACUUCUACUAUGCUGGCACCAUGGGGGGGGGGGGGGGG
Messenger RNA from Paramormyrops kingsleyae, 1489 nucleotides. It is a transcript of the gene slc38a6, whose product is annotated as solute carrier family 38 member 6. Gene Ontology annotation, molecular function: L-glutamine transmembrane transporter activity. Gene Ontology annotation, biological process: L-glutamine transport; amino acid transmembrane transport. NCBI's taxonomy places the organism in Eukaryota, Metazoa, Chordata, Actinopteri, Osteoglossiformes, Mormyridae. The record is from RefSeq and is a predicted model, not a curated record. Gene Ontology annotation, cellular component: plasma membrane.